AUGGCGUCAAAUAGGAAAUAUGCUGCGCUCCCGGAUCUGGAUUCCGCACCAGAUAUCUACGAAACUCCAGAGUUGACCGACGACAACUCCACAGUCCCACCCACGACCAUUAGGUCUCCUGAUGAGUCCGACGAUGAUGGAGAUAGCGCUGCGGCCAUCUCGCACUCGCGCCUUCGAAUAGACCAGGCCAGGUCCAGGUUCAUGCCAGCUGCUGUGGAUGCGAGUGAUGUCGAUUUCUCAGACCGGCUCGAUGGGAAAAGGAAGUCUUACAAGGCAUCCAGCCGACGGCACCGUAUCCUGGACGAUGGAACCGAGGAGAUAGCCGACUUCAGCGACGAGGAGGAUGCAGACCAUCUUGCCAGGAAAAUCGCCCGGUUAAAGCGAGAGAUUGAAGAGGCCAAAGAGGAGUACGGCAAGCAAAAGACUGCCGCAAAUCAAGUCGAGGUCGGGGACACUGCCCAGGAUGGCGAGAUUGCCUCGCUCAGUAAAAUACUAGACGAGAUGACGAGACUCGACUACACUUUAGCUCCCCGAACUAUAUCCACAGCCGAGCACCGGGCGACUGGUCCUGGGGAGCAGCCUGCUGAGAGGGGUGAUGAAGAUGCCACCUAUACCAUUACCUACGCGCCCAGCUAUCACCAGUCACACGCUCUCGCAAAAGCAGCAGACUUUGAUCGUCGGCUCGUCAUUCUAGAAAAGGCCCUGGGUGUUGGGUCGGCGGCAAUGCCAGAAUUCGACUCUGCCGGGUUACCACGGGCCAUUGUUCCACUUCUAGACUCGCUGCACAAACAGAUUUCAACCUUGUCUGAGGCUUCAACCUCAUCCUUGGACAGCAUUAGCCGCAGAGUCCGGAAUCUGGCACAAGAGGCCGAGAUCCUCGAGAAGACUCGCCGUAACGCUAAAGCUGCUCAGGACGCGCUUGCUUCAACAGGUGCCGCCCCUGUAGCCGAGGUGCCGUCUGUCGAGGAUUCUGAGCAGACAGCCAAGAUAAACGCCCUGUACGGGACAAUACCAACGAUUGAGAACCUAACCCCACUCCUACCCCCUCUGCUCGACCGUAUACGGUCUCUACGGAUGAUUCACGCCGAUGCGGCAACAGCAUCCGAGACCUUGGCAUGCCUCGAGGCGAAGCAAGCAGAUAUGGCGGGCGAUAUCCAGCAGUGGAGGGAGGGCUUAGAAAAAGUUGAGUCGGCCAUGGGGGAUGGGGAUGCUGCCAUGACAAAGAACAUGGGCGUCAUGGCUGCGUGGGUAAAAGACAUCGAAGCGAAGAUGGCGAAACUGCAUUGA
This is a messenger RNA of Lasiosphaeria miniovina, 1287 nucleotides long. RefSeq names its product Dynamitin-domain-containing protein. Gene Ontology annotation, biological process: mitotic spindle organization. The transcript has 3 exons. The coding region runs from base 1 to 1287 and encodes 428 amino acids. Lineage: Eukaryota; Fungi; Ascomycota; Sordariomycetes; Sordariales; Lasiosphaeriaceae. The record is from RefSeq and is a predicted model, not a curated record. Gene Ontology annotation, cellular component: cytoplasm; dynactin complex.